AUGGCUGAUGAAGCAUCCAGUUCAUGUGAUAUGCGACGUAACUUGCGAAGCCAUUCGGUAAACUGGAUGCAUCAUGGAGCGGAAGAUUUUGAAACAAGUUAUGAUAAUAUCGAUAUAAUGCAAUGGGAAGAUGAUGAUAUUGCUUUACAUAUGGCUGCUAGUAGAUCUUGUUUGCUAUCUAAUCGGCCAACAACACAAGAAAUGGAUGCAUUUCCGGAGCUAAAAAAUAGUCGUGGAAGUACUGCUUUAUACUUGUAUUUGAGAAACAAAUUGUUACAAAUGUGGCAUUAUAAUCCACGAAAAGAACUUACACUUCGGGAUUUUAUGAGUGAAUUAUCUUCACCGUAUGAUAGUGACCCAUUAUUUAUUCGUCGCAUUCACGAAUUCCUUCAACGUUUUGGUUACAUAAAUGUGGGCAUCUUUGAUCGCUUAUCUGUUCCACCGAGAACUUUUCCAAAACGGGUAAUUGUGAUUGGCGCUGGUAUAGCUGGCAUUAUUGCGGCACGACAGCUCAAUUCUUUCGGUUUAGAUGUAAUUCUUUUGGAAGCUAGAUCUCGAAUUGGUGGUCGCGUAUCGACAUAUAUUAAACCACUUACUGGCACCGCAAGUACGGACAGCAAAAAUCGAGAUCAUAUUGUUGGAGAAUUAGGCGCAUCCUUCAUGUACGGAACAUUUGGAAAUCCGCUGAUGACGUUAUGCAAACAGUUUGAAAUUAGAUGUAUUCCUGUUUGCCUUGAUCAGUGCCCAAUAUAUGAUCCAACUGGCAAAGCAAUUGAACCUCGACGAAUACGAUUGGUUGAGCGCGCAUUCAACAAUAUUAUUUCUGCUUCAACGUAUAUGGCACACGUUAAAGGAAUUACAGAAAUCAACGGACGUAAAUUAAGUUUAGGCGAAACUUUUACUGUCAUGUUAAAAGAACAAGAUUAUCGACUGCAAACCAGACGUAUUUCUUAUUUUGCAUCAUAUGAAAAUGUGCUGAAUAAGUUGAAAGUCGUUCAGGAUACGAUGAUUCUCAAGAAGGACGAAAUAAUGCGAUUACAUGCUGCUUACGAAGAAUUGAAAGCAAAAGAAGGAUGUACCGAUUUAAGCGAGGAUGAGCAAAUGGAAAAUGAAAUCAUGCUGAAGUGUGCUGUCAAAGAUAUUAAUGAGGCUAUUCAGGUUCAGAUUCUGAGCUAA
This is a messenger RNA of Acanthocheilonema viteae, 1176 nucleotides long. Lineage: Eukaryota; Metazoa; Nematoda; Chromadorea; Rhabditida; Onchocercidae. The record is from the annotation of a GenBank genome assembly.